AAAACAAGAAACAAGCUUGAAGCUCGUAAAAAAUUAUAAAUUAGAAAUAAGAAAGUAGAACGGCUGUGGAUUUACCGAUAAUUUGAAUGGAAUCGCAUAUUUUACAUUUACUAAUAUAAUAUUUUGUUCUAUGAUUUAUUUAACGUUGUUAAGACUAGCGAAACCAUUUAUGUAACAUAAAUUUAAUUUGAACAUUGUUUUGAGUGUGGGUCACACAGUGAAAGAUGAGUGAAGAAACCCAAUCUGAACUGCCAGCAGCAAAAAAGCAAAAACUAAAUGAUGGAGAAGCAUCAAGUAGCCAAGCCAGUGCUUCCAAUGUGUUGAAAGAGAAUCAAGAAAACGGAGAGGAUAUUAAGUUUGGUAGUGAAGAUAGCUAUGGUAACUUCGUGACUCCUGAAGAACUGGAGAGGCUGAGAGAGUUCAAGGUGUUGGACGAAGUCAAGUCUAAUGAUGAAGACACCAAUGAUGAAGAAUCAGAUAGCUCUGACGGUCUGCCUGAAGAAGAAAUCGAGAAAAUGCUGGAGGAAGACCUUCCAGAAGACUUCAAAGGCGCUCCCAAGCAGAAGGAAAAGGCGUACAUUACUAGACAAACUACUGUUCUAGAAGAGAAGGGUGUGAACCAUUUCGAGGUGCUCCCUCUGGACUGGAUCAUGGUGCGCCACAUCAGCGGGAUGCCCAUCUACAUGCACCGCGCCACGCGGGUGUGCACGCUCUCCAAACCUUACUUUCUCGGAUCAGGCAAUACUCGGCGGCAUGAUAUACCGAUUAGCGCAAUACCAUGCUUUGCUUACCGCAAGGCUCUUGAAGAAGAAGACAAACAAAAAGAGAUUGACAAAAGAAUUGCAGAACAAAUCCGUACCGGCACUUGGAUCAUCAACUCGCAAUCUUCGAAGGCAGAUUACAGCGAGAACAGCCAGGACAGCAGCACUGGCACGGCGGUUACUGGCGACGCUAUAGAGCUGCAAUGCGAUAUUGAAAUGAAGGAUGCCAAACUGUGUCCUGACUUCACCAGUGACGUAACGACCGAUGAAGUUAAAGAAACAGCUGUCGGUAAUGAACAAGAAAAUUGCAGUGUUGGAAAAGAUGAGCCGAUAGAAACCCUACCUGGAACAUCUACAGACGAAACACAAGCUAGUGAAAUGAAUAAUGCUGAGAAUGGAGGCAAUGCGGGAACUAGUAACGGGGAGCUGGACAUCCGGCCCAGCCGGCAGCCGGUGGUGUUGCCGGGCGGUAUCGUAAUGCCGCCGCCGCGGGUGGAGACGGUCAGCACCAGCUGGAAGACGCAGCAUCUCUCCGCUGAACAGAUUAACGAAUACUGCCGGCGGCUGUUCAAGUUCAAGACAGUUAACAUCAUGCACUUCAAACGUUGGGCAGAUCGCCGUAAGUACACUAAGGCGAGGAAGACAUUGCAGUACCCCACGCUACCUGAAGGUACUAAGCUGAUCACCAUUCCUGCACAACCUGCUAACACAGGAGAAGAGAAUGCGGGUGGCGGUAAGACUACCAAGCGUGAUUGGGUGAUGAACAUGAAUGGGCGCACCUACCUCUCCGUGUUCCACGAGUACGUCCGCCGAGCGCUGCAGAAACAACCCGUGUACGAGUUCAAACAGCUUGAGAAUGCAUCGACACCGUACCAGGCGACGGUAUUUAUCGGCGGCAUGCAGUACGGCGUGGGACACGGGUCUAGUAAGCGGCAGGCCAAGUCCGCGGCCGCGCGGAACUCCAUACAUAUCCUAAUUCCCGAGAUGAAGGACGAGCUCGACGAGCACGCUCCCAACAAUGCGCCUAAUGACGCCAACGAGCCGGACUUCACCUUCUUCGAUUACGUGGGUAUCGAGGACCCGCGCAUCACGGAAUUCUGCGCGGCCACGUGUGAGCCCUCCCCGCACGACAUACUGCGCACCUGUCUGCUCAGGAACUUCGGCGCCGGGGACCGACAUAUACACACGGAGAUGAAGAAACUGGAGUACCAGAAGAUGGAGCUGACGAUGAAGGUGGGCAAGCACACCGCCACCGUCAUCAGCAAGAACAAGAAGAUGGCCAAGCAGCGCGCCUCGCAGUCUAUUUUACAGGCGCUACACCCACACGUGCGCUCCUGGGGCUCACUACUCCGGCUGUACGGCUCCCGCUCCGUGAAGAGUUGCAAGGAGAAGAAAUUGGAGGAACAGCAGAUCACUCUGCUACAAGACAAAGCGCGUCACAACGAGCCCAACUACGCUGUCCUCGACAAACUGAGGAACGAAAUGCGCAAAUUGAGGGAGAGAGAUGAUGCCGUGGUGCCCAUCGGGACCUUGUUAGUCCAUGAGGACCUCCCAACGCACUCAGGGUCUAAUCUGAAUAACGUUGAUCUGUGAUAGAAAUGUUUUGAUUUU
This is a messenger RNA of Spodoptera exigua (beet armyworm), 2372 nucleotides long. The record is from the annotation of a GenBank genome assembly. NCBI's taxonomy places the organism in Eukaryota, Metazoa, Arthropoda, Insecta, Lepidoptera, Noctuidae.